AUGUACACUAAGACUCUCGCCGUUGCCCUUGCUCUUACCUCCGUCAUCUCCGCCGGACCGCUCAACCGCCGCCAGGACCCGUGCCAGGACACAUACAAGUCUUGCGUCGCCUCAGGAGUUCCCCAGGUCGCAUGUGCUUGUGAUCUCCAGUCUUGCCUCGGCGAGGACAACGCUCGUGGCCGUGAGUAUUGCGCGUCUGCCACUGCGACCAUUGUCCGUUCGUCCACAGUCGCUACACCAUCAGCUACAUCAUGCGACCCCGAGCCUACUUCCACACAGGCGACCCCUGUUGCUACUAGCAUUCCUGGUGGCUGCAACCCGGCUCAUCCUGGCUCUUGCCCUUCAUCCUACUUCUCGACGGCUGUUGCUACACCUGUUGCAACAUCGAUCCCCGGAGGCUGCAACCCGGCUCAUCCUGGCUCUUGCCCUUCAUCCUACUUCUCGACGGCUGUUGCUACACCUGUUGCAACAUCGAUCCCCGGAGGCUGCAACCCGGCUCACCCGGGCUCUUGCCCCACACCCUCCGCUGUCCCAGUUUCCAGUGGUUCCAACCCAGUAAAGUCUGACAAGACAUGGGCUGUUAACAAUCUGAGCCGCUACUGCGGUGAAGACAACUCUGGUUGCGACUACAACUUCGUCAUCGAGGCCGACGGCAAGACCGAGCGCUGCACCGUCAUCCGCAUGCCCGGUAAGGACGCUGCCACCGAGUCCUGGUCCAACCAGCCCUGCACAUCUGGCUCUCCUUACACCGUCUCUUGGGGAUACACUGCGCAGCCUGCCCCCGCUUUCGCUGUCAUGACCGUUGUUAACGGCAAGGAGCUGGCUUGGUUCGGCGUCUCAGACAUCAACGGCCAGAAGGUCACCCCCUCCAACCCCUUCGGCUCCGGCCAGUACGCCAACCUCACUGCUCCCGUCUUCACCUACAACUAA
This is a messenger RNA of Ascochyta rabiei, 930 nucleotides long. RefSeq lists its product as uncharacterized. NCBI's taxonomy places the organism in Eukaryota, Fungi, Ascomycota, Dothideomycetes, Pleosporales, Didymellaceae. The coding region runs from base 1 to 930 and encodes 309 amino acids. The record is from RefSeq and is a predicted model, not a curated record. The transcript has a single exon.